GGUCUCUUUCUUAAACUAUUUUCAACGUACUAGGAUCUGGGACAUUAAUUGUAAUCUUUAAAAAUUUUAGGAUUUUUUUGGACGCUGCCUAUAUAAAUCAAAAUAAUAGAUGUGAUUAACCACUGCAACUUAUUAAAGUUGAUGCACGUCUGCUGCGCUGUCUUGCCUUGCCUUGCCUUUGGUGAUAGGAGGGAACAUCUGAUUGACGAGACUAUUGCAUCGGACGUGAAACCUCACAGCAUCGACUGACAUUUGUCUAGACUUUUUAAUCCAUUUGGAGGCUUUCUUGACCGACUCUUGUGCACAGGUGUUGAGUCAGGCUGUUCUGAUUAACUGUGACUGAAUCUAAUGCGCUGGGAAUGUGUACUCGCGAAAUGUCUGAAGUGACUCAUUUUGGUUCACUGUGGAACUGGACUUUUAGACACCGGACAUGAUGAUGAUGCCGCGGAGGCAUUUCGGAGAGGAGGCAUUUGCUCUCAGAUCCGGUUUCUCAAAAUUUAUGUCUUCAUCUAGCACAAUGUAACUAAAACCGAGAUGUAAACCAGAAUAAAUGGGCCAGUUUUGAAUGAAUGCUCUGUCUUCUCAAACGUCGAACUCGAGGAUCAAACACAUACUAAAAGCCUGGGGGAUCUUUUAUCCUGUUCAACAGACGCUCUGUAUUCCUCGCAAGGAUGCCAGAUAUCUUGUCUCUUUACAUUGCAAUGGAAGUGCUCACUGCUCUUUUUUCUGUCACUGGGAAUGUGAUGGUGGUCUGGGCGGUGAGAAUUAACCGAUCUUUACGGGACACGACCAUUUACUUCAUCGUCAGUCUGGCUCUGGCGGACAUUGCUGUUGGAGCACUUGUCAUUCCUCUGGCUAUAACCAUAAGCAUCGGAUUGAAGACUCAUUUUUAUAGCUGUCUGCUUGUGGCAUGUACUGUACUGGUUCUUACUCAAAGUUCAAUACUUGCCCUCCUGGCUAUUGCUAUUGACCGCUAUCUGAGGGUCAAGAUACCAAUGAGCUAUAAAAGAGUGGUGACUCCAAAACGUGCAGGCACAGCAGUGGUGGUGUGCUGGAUGGUGGCCAUUGUAGUUGGCCUGAUGCCCAUGUUGGGCUGGAACAAUCUGGAGAAGCUACGGCAAACCAACGGCACUCUGGGAGCUGACCAUCUUGUAACCUGUGAGUUUGAGAAUGUCAUCAGUAUGGAGUACAUGGUCUACUUCAACUUCUUCGGCUGGGUUCUGCCACCUCUCGUGCUCAUGUUGCUCAUCUACGCUGAGAUAUUCUACAUGAUUCACAAGCAGCUUAAUAAGAAAGUCACUAUCAACCAGACUGACCCUACCCGAUAUUACGGAAAAGAACUAAAGCUCGCAAAAUCUCUCGCGCUGGUACUCUUUUUGUUUGCUGUUAGCUGGUUGCCUUUGCAUAUCCUGAAUUGCAUCACUCUCUUCUGCCCUGAUUGUGACAAUUCCACAUACCUCCUCUAUAUUGCUAUCUUACUCAGUCACGGCAACUCUGCCGUCAAUCCCAUUGUUUAUGCAUUUCGCAUUAAAAAAUUCCAGAAUGCUUUCGUUAAGAUCUGGAAACAGUACGUGUGCUGCAUGGAGGUUACACAUCUGGAUGAUCGGCCCAGCCUUCGUAGAGAUAGUAAAGAGAGAAGACUGCGGCACAAUGACAUCUGACUAAACACUAAACCGGGUUUCUAUAUAACUUUUUUAAAUAUUAUAUUAGAUGAACUCUUCAAUGGAAAUGCAGCCUGAAAUAAAUGCUGCCAGUUGUUAGAACACAUUUGCCACAGAUUUGGAGAAAACCAGAUGAAACAUUAGUGGAAAGGUUUCCUUGAAAAAUUCAGUUUUCCAAUCAGUGGUGCAUAGAAUAAAUUACAUAAUUGGUGGGGGACCAUAAAACGAAUGAAAGUGGCCUCUUUCACAGAAAUAGCCACACAGUCCAACUGGCACUUUGAUCUGUGGGAAAAUAUUUAUCAUGAUCAUUGUGCUCUGACUGAAAAGGGCUUUAUGUAUUGACAGCAAAAGUGCAGCCAAAGCUGGCUUGGUAUGACAACCAUCUGAACCACCACUCUUUUGCUAAGUCAACAGCAUAGCAGUGUCUGUCUGCAGACUAGGAACCUUGAGAAAGGACAAUGAGUUGUUGAUGUUUGUUGCUUUGCAAGACUGGUGCAAGUCCCCAGUUUUCAGAAAUGCAAGUGGGCCCACUUUGCCUUAAGGAGAACUUUGGUUGACUUAUUGGUCCAGUUUCAUCAAAAUGACAGGGAAAGUUUUCUGUGUUAGAUUUGUUUUAUUUUUCAAUGUUAUGUUCUGAAUUAAUAGGUCCAGUGAUGUUAUACUCAUCUCUACUUUGUUGUAGGUGUAACACAAUAACCACUGGAAGAUGACUUUUUGAUGAGUGUUACAUUUUAAUAUUUGUUUGUGUGAGAAUUUUAAGAUAUUUACGUGUCUUGGAUCUCACUGAAUAAUGCUAUAAUGAAACAAAAAUGUAGACAGGUUUCUACGCACUUAAUAUUUAGAGGACCUGAGAAAGCUGUGCACUGACACACAGGAAGGAACCUUGAA
Myxocyprinus asiaticus (Chinese sucker) is the source of this 2549-nucleotide messenger RNA. RefSeq names its product adenosine receptor A1-like. Gene Ontology annotation, molecular function: G protein-coupled adenosine receptor activity. Gene Ontology annotation, cellular component: synapse; membrane; dendrite. Bases 672 to 1661 code for a protein of 329 amino acids. Lineage: Eukaryota; Metazoa; Chordata; Actinopteri; Cypriniformes; Catostomidae. Gene Ontology annotation, biological process: G protein-coupled adenosine receptor signaling pathway. The transcript is spliced from 2 exons. The record is from RefSeq and is a predicted model, not a curated record.